AACGAGUAAGUAAACGUUACGUCACUACUUCCGCAUCGCUUGACAGAGGAACAACAUGGAGGAAGCGGUAGAUGUGAGCCUGGAACACGGCGCCGCCAUGAUACAAGAGCGUCUAGAGAAACGGAACCAGGAGAGGAUCGAGGAUGCCGAGCGGAGGAAGGAAGCGAAAGAGAGCCAGUCUGUCGCGGAGGAGAAGGGAGACUACUUCUUCCUCUCCUUUAACAGAGAGAGAGAGUCCAUAGAGGAGCUGCUGGCCAGCUGCUCCGGAGUAGACCGGGCUGUGCUGACUCAAAGGCUGGAGGAGGCGACCACCAAAACACUCCAGCUGCAGAAGUUCCUCAGUGACAGCACCAUGUUCCUAAAGUCCUACGACCUGAGACAAGCCCAGGCUGCUCUCCAGAAACUACAAACCUCCCUCGCUGAGACCAGAGAGGAGGGUCUGCCUAAGAAGAAGUUUGCCUUUCGAGCUCGCACCAAAGCCACAGAUAAAGCACCUGCCCCAGUGUCUGAUGUUGGCACACCUGCAGGGUCAGGUAGCUCUGAGGUGGAUGCACCUGCAGAAGUCUCUGAGAAGUGUGGCUUCUCCAACAUGGACAGUGUGUGUCUAACAAAGACAGCUGAGGAGAUCCAUAAACAAGACUUGCUGUUGACUCACCUGACAAACUGCAAGGUCCGCCUGUUUGGGUCCCCCAGCACGCUGCACCUGAAACACAUCGACAGCUGUGAGAUCCUGUGCGGGCCGGUGUCCAGCUCAGUUUUCAUUGAUCAGUGUAAAAACAGCACUCUGGCCUUCCCCUGUCAGCAGCUGCGGACUCACAACACCACAGACACACAGGUGUAUCUGCACGUCACAAGCCGGGCCAUCAUAGAGGACUGUCAUGGGGUAACCUUUGCACCAUUCUCUUGGUCCUAUCCAACACUGGAGAAGGACUUUGCAGUGUCAGGACUGGACCAGAACCUGAACAACUGGAGCGAGGUGGACGACUUUAACUGGCUCGCUGCAGGAACACCUUCGCCAAAUUGGACUGUUCUUCCAGAAGCAGACCGGAAAACCAACUGGGAAACCAUCAAAUGAAAUAUUUCAGCCGAGGCCUGCACAAGAAUCUUCUUGUCGGUUGUUUCACUGACUGUUAGUGAUUAUUUUUGCUGCUGUUGGAGUUGAACUCAUUCACUAAUUAUGUUGCACUGCUUUAAGAAACUUUGUACGACAGGGUUAGAGCUACACUCCUGACUUCAGGUGACAAGCCAUACGAUUUGUCAACUAAAUCACAGAGGCUGUCGUACAGAGGAUUCAAACUUAAGCCAAAAUCAGCACUUAUUAGGCGUGGUAUUGAUAGAUUUUACUGCACACACUUCGCAAACAUUUGAAAAUUGAUGAGCAAAAUGCUAAAUAAAAAAAAUAUAAUGCAGUGAAAGACCUCACAAAUAACCAUCUUUCACAUUUUGUUAAAUGCGGUAUUAAAAAUUAUAAAGAAGCCUUUUUGUUUUUGUGCUUUUUUCCCAAUUCACUGCUACAAAUGUAUGACUUUGUUUUUAAACUUCAUAAUUGAAUGCACAUUUUGCCUAAUAAACUGAGCUUGGCUGUAACCCGACAGCAGUGUUA
Notolabrus celidotus (New Zealand spotty) is the source of this 1603-nucleotide messenger RNA. It is a transcript of the gene tbcc, whose product is annotated as tubulin folding cofactor C. Gene Ontology annotation, biological process: tubulin complex assembly; post-chaperonin tubulin folding pathway. Lineage: Eukaryota; Metazoa; Chordata; Actinopteri; Labriformes; Labridae. Gene Ontology annotation, cellular component: cytoplasm. The record is from RefSeq and is a predicted model, not a curated record. Gene Ontology annotation, molecular function: tubulin binding. The transcript has a single exon. The coding region runs from base 56 to 1075 and encodes 339 amino acids.